Molecule: messenger RNA, 1065 nt
Organism: Colletotrichum spaethianum
Lineage: Eukaryota; Fungi; Ascomycota; Sordariomycetes; Glomerellales; Glomerellaceae
Product: WW domain-containing oxidoreductase
Exons: 2
Coding region: 1-1065 (354 amino acids)
Source: RefSeq, a predicted model, not a curated record
AUGCCUUACGUUCCGAAUCUGCCGCAAAUCCCUAACCGCUAUGCUGCGGCUCAUGCCAGCCCACAAGGCGAAGGGGACGCCCGUCCCACAGCCCUCCAAAUUAUUCAAGAUGAAGGUCUGAUUGGGAAGCUAAGCGACAAAGUCGCUCUGGUUACGGGUGGUACUAAUGGCAUUGGUCUCGAGAUCGUGCGACAUCUGGCUAAAACCGGCAUGAAGGUCUUUUUCACUUCUCGAGAUCUUGCAAAAGGCGAGAAGGUAAAGAAUCAACUUCAAAGUGAAGAACCCAGCUUUAGACUGGAGGUCGUUGAGAUGGAGCUGAAGAGCUUAAAGAGCGUGGAGAAGGGCGCUGAGCAAGUGAUGAAUCACGCCGAAAGGUUGGAUGUCCUUGUCAACAAUGCAGGUAUUGCGGCUACACCUCGCGGCUAUACUCAAGAGGGCUAUGAACAGCAAUUUGGUGUCAACUACCUUGCUCACUUCUACUUAUUCCAAUUACUUAGACCUCUUCUCCUAGAUACUGCUGCGAAUCACAACAUCAACGUGCGAGUUGUUACUACGUCAAGCACAUCGCACACAGCAUGUACUGUUCUUCCUGAGAGCAACUAUGACACAGCAAACCCCAAUGGCAAGGGUUACGAGCCUGGUGUGUCGUACGCCCACUCAAAUACUGCAAAAAUCUGGUUCUGCAACGAGGUUGAGCGCCGCUACGGGUCCGAGGGUAUCCAUGCCAUCAGCAUCCACCCCGGUGGUUUCGGAAGCGGAUUGAUGGAGUCCUCGGACGAAGAGACUCGCAAGAUGCUUGAGAAGUUGAUCCAGAUGCCCCACAUUAAGAAGGUAUGGAAAAGCGUCCAGCAGGGCGCUGCCACUAGCAUAUUGGCAGCUGUUGGCAGCGAGUACGAUGGAGUCGGAGGAUUUUAUAUGGAGGACUGUGGUGUGAGCAAGCCAAUCCCUGACGAUGUCAACUGGGCUGGGUAUGGGUUCAAAUCAUGGGCAUUUGAUGAGGAAGGCGAGAAGAAGUUGUGGGCUGAUUCUUUGAAGAUGGUUGGAUUGGAGGAUGAUCUUCACUAG